GGGGUCCAAGUAGGGGUCCUCAGUAAACGUGGGAGAUGCGAAGACGUACGCGCGGUGUUGUUGACAUUUGACAGCGUCUCUAUGGAACUCAAUAAACGCAAAGGCUUUAGGAAACCCUAAACCCUUUUUCUAUUAAAUUUGGAUUUACGCCGAAGCCGUUACCAUGAUGCCGGGGGAGACUCAAUCCAAAGCCGCUCGGAUCGCGGCAGAAGCGACGGUCGGAGCUUGCCAUAACUGCUCUGUAUUGCAUGGAAGUUUGAAUGAAUAUGUUGCAACCCUCCUCACGCUGAAACAGAAGAUCACUGACUCUGGCCAAUUGCUGAACGAAUAUCAGGAGAAGUGCGAUGAGUUUCAAAGAUCACAAAGUGAAGAGAAAAGGUUCAAAGACCAAGUGAAAGAGUUGCAGGCCAAACUGCUCUCGCUAGAAAAGGAGAAAUCAUGUUGGGAGUCUGUGCAGAAAGAAUUGGAAGAAGCAAAGAAAUCUCUGAGGACUUACGCUCAGAUGACUGAAGAAAUGGAGAGACUGAAGGAGAAAGGCGUCCAAACGACAACAGAGAAUGAGAGACUGCAACAUCAAGUCAAGGAUAUGGAAGACAGGCAAGAAAAGCAGAACCUGGAGAAUGCACAGCUCAGAAGAGAAAGAGCCUCACUUGAAAAUGAUUUGCUGAAAACACAGGCUUCAUUGAAGACCUCUCAGGCGUCAGCAGAUAGGGUUGAAGGCCUGAGAGAGGAGAAUGCCAAGACUAGAACCAUCAAUAGCAAUCUCGAGGAUCAACUAAGGCUGUUUAAAGAAUCGAAUCACAAGCAGACUCUUCAUAUAUCUCAACUAAAUAGAGAAAAGGGUCUACUGGAGAGGAACACGCAUGACCUUCAGGUCAGAUUGCUACGAUUGGAAAGAGAAUUAAAUAAAGAAUGUAGGAGUGUGUCCACUCAAGUGACUGUGCCACCAGAGCCUAAGGUGGACAAAGAAACGGUCCUUCGGCUGCUGGAGGAUCUGUGGACCUGUGUGAACCCGCAGACCCAGCAGCCUGCAAGGGCUUUACAUUUGGCAGAGGCCGAUGUCAAUCAAGUCUCGCCUAGAAACGGACCGCACCAACAUGCGGUGCAAUGGGACCGGCCCCAAACUGGUCUGCCCAGGGUGUUUGAGCCCCACCAGUACACCGUACCAUCCAACACCUCUUCCAUAGCAGUAAAGGCCUCUUCUUCACCAGUGAAGGCCUCUUCUUCACAUUUGAAGCCCUCUUCUUCACCAGUGAAGGCCUUUUCUUCACCAACCCCGUCCACUGCUCCGCAAGCGGCCCAGUGUCUAACGUCUCCAAACCGCGUGGGAGGCCAGCAGAAGAUGGACUCUCCUGCCAAGGGAAAGCGGCGCUCCAAAGCACAACACAAAGGGGAGAAACCGGGCGACGACCAAGGUGACAACUCCGCAAUCCUUGACGAGCUGGCAGAGUUCCUGAAGCCUCUUCCAGCCUGCAUAUCCCCAAUUAUGGACAUGGAGGGUGACUUGAACCAUCCAGAGGGAGAGGCUCAUGAGCAAGAGGCUCCGCCUGGGACCCACCAUGUUGGCCCUCAAGACGAAGACCCAGCGACGGCGCCGACCCCCGAGUCCAACCAGGGUCGGCUCUCUGCUGGAGAGCAAAGCGGCGAGGCCGCACACGCAGCAUUUAGCGCUGAACGUGACGCCCCAGUUCAAAAGUCACAGCCGUGUCCCAACAGCCCUGCACUACCGACGGAACAAUAUUCGGACUCGGGGAUCGUCCAUCGACAGGGCCGUGGCGAUGUCUCAGAAGAAAACGAGUUCACGACCAUGGAGCAUCAAGUGUUGACGGCUGACGUCAAGGAGAUGGGAUUGGCCUGCGACAAUGAAGAGAUGAACGAUGAAGAGGAUAUACAGGUUGACCAACAGUCAGAAAAUGUGCAGUUGAUUACGGAGUCGUGUCGUAUUAGUCCCAGUAAAUCGAUGGAGUUGUCGGCCACAGAAUCGAAAGACACUUCAAAAGGGACCAAAAGGAUUAUCCCUAUGGAAACGGACCUUCACAAUCCUCAACUCUGUCACACUGAGGAUGCUGGACGACUCUCGGAAGCGGAAGAGUUGCGGGAAGACCAGUCACAUGUUUCCGAGAUGGAUGCCGUGGACAAGACAUCGGAUGUAAUUUCUCCUGAUGAAACGACUAGUGAUGGGAGUGAUGUACUCGUGGAAAACAGCAGCAUUGCAGAGUUACUAACUGCAUCAGAGGCUCAUAACAGCAUGUCGGUGGACAUUGAAGCCAGUGUGCUGCCAGGGCGAGCACGUCAGGAUUCAUUAGAGUCUGUCUGUGUGGGAAAGGACCCGCAAGACCUAAGUGUGUUUGGAGCCCAUUCUCAAUCGCCCAAGGCACCAGCUGGUGCAUGCGCCGUCAGUAUCCAUUGUGCCACCGAUGCAAGUGCCGAACAGAAAGUACAGAGCGAUAACCCUCUCGACCCUACGCGGGAAGCUGAUAAAGACACAAUUCAGGAAAUUGAAACGACUGAAGAGCCAGCUUCUGCGGCAAAGCCCAAUGGGGCUGUAGACGUCAGAAUCUGUUCGACCAUUGUGGAUAAAGAGGCAAAGCAACUCCCCAUGAAGGAUAUUACUAUUGGUACAAGUCCUACAAAGGCAUUAAGUCCUUUGAAGGAAACGGGUCCUAUUGAAGCUACUAGUCCUGUUAAGGAAACUAGUCUCAUUGAAGGUAAUACACCUAUGACGGACACUACUCUUAUUGAAGCUACUAAUCCUGUUAAGGAAACUAGUCUCAUUGAAGGUAAUACACCUAUGACGGACACUACUCUUAUUGAAGCUACUAGUCCUGUUAAGGAAACUAGUCUCAUUGAAGGUAUUAGACCUAUGACGGAAACAAGUCAGAUCGAAGAUAUUAAUGUUAUUAAGGAGACUAGUCUUGUAAAGGAAACUAAGGCCAUGAAAGAUGGUGGUGCUAUAAAUGAUACUACUCCCACUAAGGAAACUAGUAAUGCUGAAGAUAGCAGCAUUAUUAAGGUUAUUAGCCUUAUAAGGGAAAAUGGGGCUAUCAAAGACACUAAUGCUAUCCUCAAUACUAAGCAAACUAGUUCUGUGGAAGAUCCUAGUAAUAUUAAGGAUAUUGGCCCUAUAAAGGAAACCAGGGCUAUUCAAGAUACUCGCGCUGUCAUGGAUACUAGUCCUAUUAUGGAUACUAGUCCUAUUAUGGAAACUAGGUCUAUUGAAGUAACCAUUCCUAAGAAGGAACCUUGGUAUGGCAUGGUUACAAGCUCUAUAAAGGAAACCAGUGAUGUCAAGGAUACAAACCCUAUAAAGGAAACAAGUGAUGUUAUGGUUAUAAGCCCUAAAAAGGAAACAAGUGAUGUCAAUGUUACAAGCCCUAAAAAGGAAACUAAUGAUAUCAAAGAUGCUAGUGCUAUUCAAGACACUAUUGCUAUUCAGGACAGAGUCAAGGUAACUAAUAAUUCCAAUGCUGGAGCCCAAGAUAAGGCCGGAACCUUUGUCGCUGCCUCUGUAGUGGUGCGCAGGGAAUUCAAGCACCACAUGCCUGCUUUAUGUCAUCGCGCAGGUCCCGUUUUGAAUCCCGUGGCCCCGUCAGAAAGCGCCAUAGCCGAAGUCUCGUCCGCGGACGCUGGCUCCUCUGCACAGACAUCCAUCAGGACCCGACUGGCAAUGUGCCAGGUCCGCUCAGAGAUGGGCCCGCCUCUGCCCCCGCUCCUAACCCCUCUGAGCACGACGCCUCCCAAGCUGGUCAAACCCAUCAACCCACGGCACGCCAUCGGGAAGCUCUCCUUCCCGUCGCCCUUGAAAGCGCAGCGCUUCUCCAACGUCCCGCCUCAGCCCGGCGCGGCGUGCAACGGCUCACCCCUCUUCGACAGCCCCUCGCCCAACGGCGUCCCGUCGUCGCCGCUCCAGUUCGGCUCCGCCACCCCGAAGCACGCCGUCCCGGUGCCCGGCCGCCUGCCGUCCUCCGCCGUGAGCUCCCCCUCCGGCUCGUCCUCCAGCCCCUCCCAGGAGAGCUCCAUGCGGAUCCUGGACACCAUGUACCCGGACAUGUCGGCGCGUGCCCGGACGCUGAGCAUCCUCCGGGGUAACGUCGGCCUUGGCGGCUCCCCCGCGGAGAGCAGUGCCGCCGCCGCCGCCGCCGCCCACGCCACCGGCCUCGGACAGAUGUCGGGCUUCAAAACGGUCAGCUCCUCGUCCACGGCCUUCACCGAGACUGAGCAGAAGGGCCUGAAGAGGCCCGGGGGCGAUCUGCCCCAGCCCAAAAGUGCCAAGUGCCUCCGGCUGGACCGCCUCCCGCGUAGUCCCGCCCUCCGCUCCGUGGCCUCGCCCGGUCUAGAUGACACCGCUCCACCAGAGUGGUUGCCCGUGGCGGGGGAGCCUCAGAACAAAAGGACCCCUCUGUCGACGGAAGGGGAGGUGCCUGGGGCUAGACGGUCGAUAGCCGACUCCCUGGAGAAAAUCGUAUCGGGCUGCUUCGACCUGUUGCCGGUCAUCAAAAGCCACCUGCAUGUGGGGAACCUGUCCAAGAAACCCGUGCUGCGGGAUGAGGAGAAGGAGGUCAUCGCCGAGUUCUCUCGAAGCAAAUGGUUUACUGCAGAUGAACUGCUUUCUGCAAUCCUGGGCAAGCUGAAGACUGAGAGGUCAACCCUCAGUGGAGAACACACGCAGGCCCUAUGCAGGGUGUAUGCCGGGAUCUGUCGACAGCGGAGAGACUGGGAGAGAGCUCAUAUUUUAGUCUACACCAUUCUCAGAGAAGAUAUCCCAGAUGCUUCUAAGCUGAUCCUGUUUAUAGUGACAACAUGGCCCUGUGUCCUUGCGCAUAAGGGUAAACUCUGCCAGGCCAUACACGCCGUCACCAAAUUAAAGGCACAAGGAGCCAUCCUCAACUGCCUUUCAGCUUACCUGGACUGGAAAAGGAACCCUCCCUGUGAUGUGGAGCAGCUAAUCUCAAGAACACUGUCGGAUGUUCGCAGUGGGGUGGGACUCUCGUUCACCAAGCACAAGAGGUUCGGGGACGACUUGGGUAGCGAAGCAUGGGACCACGUGUUCACACUGGACCUUCUGUGCCAACACAAGAAGUGGACCUGGACCUACGAGAAAGUAUUGGGAGAGGAGCUAUGGCCACUGAUGAACGGUUGGGUGACUCAACCCACUGAUCAACCAAAGCUCAUAUCUGAUAUCACUGUCUCCACUGUCCUCCGACUCAUAGGAAGAUUAACCCAACAAGGAGUCAAAGAAAAAAGUGUUCCAUCUGUGAUGACCGUCAUCAGUGUCAUCAGUACGUUUGUGAGACACUGCAACGCUGAAGGUGUGCCCUGGGAGGUCCAGCUGGCGGCCGUCUACUGCCUCUACGACCUGUCUCCGAGCCACCCGAAGCAAGCGCUGGACGCCCUGGCAGCGUGGAGAGGAGACACAGCCCACAGCGUCCCACCGUCGGUCACCAGCUGCAUCAAUCAGAUAGCGUCUGUCUGCAGACAGGUCCACAGCUUAAAGAACGGAGAAUAAGGCAUGCACUGACUGCGAGAAACUAUGUCCUGGUGGAAGGGGGUUGGGAGGAUUUUGUUGUUCUAAGUGAUAAUAGGAAGUAAAGUUUUGUUUAGUGUUGCUGCACAAUCUUGGUAAAUGUAAAAAAAUAUAUCUAAUAUGAAGUAGCAUGCAGGCACAGUGAUGGCAAAGCAAUGACAAGUAUAAUUUGAAUUUUGAAUAUUUUUCAAGUUAUUUGAAUCACUUGCAAACUAGAAUCCUAAAUCUUCCAUGACGUCUAAAUGUUCAGUCACUGCAUAAUGAGCUGUGUAACCUCAGCUGGGCAACUACUCAGCCAAUCAGCUGCUAGGCAUGGGUUGACCAUUCCAGUCAAAGGAAACUUCUGUUGCUUCAAUCGCCACAACGGAAAAAUUAAAAUGGCACUUGCAUGUGAACACUUUGAAAGUCAAAACCGUUUUUACCUUUGUCAAUGGUGUCUUCCAAUUCUCAGCAGGUUUAAAACAAAGCCAUUGACUCUUCUUAAUUUAUCUUGUAAAUAUAACCCAAUUAGAAUAUUAAGACUUUAUUUUUUUAAUAUCUUACUUAUUUUUUUGUGCACUUUCAUUCUUGUAUUUGUCUGGCUAAUUUUACGCACUGCCUAAUUGUUCCUUGCUCGAUGGGUUCUGCAGACACCAUGCACCAUUCUGACGUGCUUUGGAUUUCUGUUCUGUUAUGAACAUCUCAGAAUCACUUUUCUUACUUAUUAUUGUACAGUAAACCAGAGUAAAAAUUGUAGGCUUGGUUAAGUAAAACCAAGUAGAUGAUGAAAAUAUGAUAAUAUAUAUGUUGUAAAUAUGGAGUAUAUUUAAAAGCUCCGAUAUGAUUUUCUAUUUUCACAUUAAACAUUAAGCUGUUAA
This is a messenger RNA of Gadus macrocephalus (Pacific cod), 6381 nucleotides long. It is a transcript of the gene ice1, whose product is annotated as KIAA0947-like (H. sapiens). The record is from RefSeq and is a predicted model, not a curated record. NCBI's taxonomy places the organism in Eukaryota, Metazoa, Chordata, Actinopteri, Gadiformes, Gadidae. The transcript is spliced from 22 exons. The coding region runs from base 164 to 5506 and encodes 1780 amino acids.